This is a messenger RNA of Chilo suppressalis (striped riceborer), 1560 nucleotides long. The record is from the annotation of a GenBank genome assembly. Lineage: Eukaryota; Metazoa; Arthropoda; Insecta; Lepidoptera; Crambidae.
AUGGCGAACCCAAGGAAAUUUAGUGAAAAAAUAGCCCUCCACAAUCAAAAACAGGCUGAAGAAACAGCCGCUUUUGAGAAAAUAAUGCGAGAAGUUUCCGACGCAACUAAUAAGCCAGAGGAGGCGACGCUUGCAACACAAUAUGGGUUGGGUGGAGGCAGAAGCGGGGGAACUUCUCCGUCGCGAUCGCCGGGGCAGCGCGGGCGGGCGUCGUCCUCAGUGGGCCCAAUGCGGCGGCCCGCGGACCGCAAACAUGACACCAGUCCUUAUGGCAGCACUGUCUAUUUAAGCCCCCCAGCGGACAGCAACUGGCGGCGCACAAACUCGGACUCCGCACUGCAUCAGUCGUGCGCGGGCGAGCAGCCGGCGACUCCGCAGCCGCUCUCCCCCCACCACCCGCUACACUCGCACGGGCACCCGCAUCUACACCCGCACCAGAACCACCGCAGGACCGCUGACAUUCACCUGGACGUGCUAGCGACGCUAGGCAUGAGUCCAACGAACCGACCGCGAUCGUCAUGUGAAAUACCCAGGAUACCAAAUAAUAAUAAUGUGUACGAGAGUGGGGGGGACGGCGGGGGAGGCGGCGGGGGCGGUUUGGGGGCUCAACUCUCGUGUGGCGAACAGAAGAUGCCGUGCGGCUCUCUGCCCAACCUCACCUCCGUACACUUCCCCCCGCCACACCACCUGCCACAUCGGACCUCGCCCGACUACAACCAGCCUAGAUAUGAAUGGUUUCCGUCUCAGAGUCCGACGUCGCCGGGCGCGGUGUCGCCGGGCGGAGGCAGCGUCUCACCCGCCACUGGGGGCCUCUCGCCCGCGUCCGGGUCACCCGUCGGCGCGACUGUACCGCUGCCGUCUACCUUACACCACCAGUACGACCACACGUCGUCGCUGUACGAAACGCAAAAUCACUUAUCUGUACCAAACACAAAUAAUUAUCUACAUCAUAAUAAGAACAUGUCACCGCUGGACCAAGGUUGGAUCACGUCAGGUUACCAGUCCCACUGUAGUCCGCCCUCACAAUAUUCUUCUACGUCAAAUAUCAACAUACCUUCACCAACUAUGGUGCACAGUCCAGGCAGUCCUGCGGAGUCGCCACAGACUGACUACAAUCUUCACCAAGUGUUAUUACAACCGUUCGAGCAAAUUACUAUGAUGGACCAGCCCGUGUCGAAUUAUAACACGACGUAUAUCAAUCACAGUUCACCGCACUCACCACAAACAACGAACACGCCCCAUACGUACUCUCAGGCGUCAGGCACGUGUUCAACGGACUCUAGGCGAGGUGCUCGCGACCCCGUUCCUGGCGGCGGGGGGUUCGCGGCGCUGCAGCCGCUGGGUUCCCCGGCCGGGCCCCCUACCCCUGCCACGCCCGCCAGCAUACCGGACAUCAUCCUCACCGAUUACUCGGGUGAACUGGACGCAGGCAUAUUCGGCGGUGAAGAGGCGCAACUUCGUGCCGGCCUAGAUCUAGACGACCUCACUUUACUCGAAGAUACGAGCGCUUUACUACCAGAUUCGGCCGUAGAACACGAGCUCCGCCUCGACAGAUUGUAG